Messenger RNA from Papaver somniferum (opium poppy), 1185 nucleotides. Its product is annotated as zinc finger BED domain-containing protein RICESLEEPER 2-like. Gene Ontology annotation, molecular function: DNA binding. The coding region runs from base 1 to 1185 and encodes 394 amino acids. Lineage: Eukaryota; Viridiplantae; Streptophyta; Magnoliopsida; Ranunculales; Papaveraceae. The transcript has 2 exons. The record is from RefSeq and is a predicted model, not a curated record.
AUGUCAGUUGAAGAAGACCAUGACGAUGUCAUGAGUGAAGAGGAUAUCACAGUAGUAGAGUCGAUGACAAGUCAAGAGCAUGCUUCAAAGAAAAGGAAAUUUACAUCAAAAGUAUGGAAUGAUUUUGAUUGGUCACGAGAAAAAGAUGGUAAAGAAAAGGCUACGUGCAAGCAUUGUAGUAAGGAAUAUGCUUAUGACAGUCAGAAAGGAGGAACAUCAACUAUGUCAAGACAUUUAAAGAAGUGCCCUAGACUGAAGAUGCAAGAUGUGGGGCAACUUUUGUUAUCUACAAAUAAUGGAGAACUGGCUACUCGUGCACGCAAAAUAGAUCAAUCAAAGUUUCGGGAUUUAGUUGCAAGACUAAUUAUUGGUAAAAAUCUCCCCUUUAAUUUUGUAGAAUGGACUGAAUUUAGGGAGUUAUGUAGUUAUCUGAAUGUCGAUGUUGAAACCAUAUCAAGGAAUACUACAAGGUCUGAUAUUCUUAAAAUGCAUAAGUUCCAAAAAGAAGUUAUUCGCAAGAAAUUACAAUGUGCUCCAGGUAAAAUAUGUCUAACAUCAGACAUGUGGACCUCCGUCAACACCACUGGAUACAUAAUUUUAACAGUACACUUUGUUGAUCAAGAUUGGGUAUUGCAGAAGUUUCUUUUAAUUUUUUCUCCACUGCCACCACCCCAUACUGGUCAAGCACUUUCAGAUAAGUUAUUUCUGAUGUUAAAUGAUUGGGGAAUUGAAGGAAAAGUAACCAGCAUCACUUUGGAUAACGCUGCAUCAAAUACUUCAUGUGUUAAGAUAAUGAAGAGUCGAUUCAUUGCAAGGAAUGUUAUGUCGGAUACUGGGAAAAGAAACUUUCAUAUAAGGUGUUGUGCUCACAUAAUAAAUCUUAUUGUAAGAGAUGGACUGACAGAGAUUGAUCCAGCAGUAAUCAAGAUAAGGUUAACAGUGAAGUACCUUAAAGGUUCACAAAGAAGAAAACAAAAUUUCUUGGAUACUGUCAGCGAUUUAGGAAUGUCAGUAAAGAUGGGUGUUCGACAAGAUGUUAAGAAAAGAUGGAAUUCUACUUAUCUUAUGUUGCAAAGUUGUAUUUCGUAUGAAAAAGUCUUCACUCAUUUGAGGUUGGUGGACCCUGACUAUGCAGAGUCUCCUAAUGGGAAGAAUGGGAGCAAAUCAAAGUGGUCACGAAAUUAA